Betta splendens (Siamese fighting fish) is the source of this 2874-nucleotide messenger RNA. RefSeq names its product CDK5 and ABL1 enzyme substrate 2-like. Bases 87 to 1643 code for a protein of 518 amino acids. The transcript has 9 exons. Gene Ontology annotation, biological process: regulation of cell cycle. Lineage: Eukaryota; Metazoa; Chordata; Actinopteri; Anabantiformes; Osphronemidae. The record is from RefSeq and is a predicted model, not a curated record.
CCAAUUGUGACACAGAGAGGCGGGGCCAACGCCGUGACACCGGUCACGCAUUGCCGUCGCCUCUAACUGAUACGUUUUAAACUAGAAUGGCGACCGCUCUCUGCGGUUUGCAGUCCACGGCCAGUAACAGCAAACCGGCAAAGACGCACCGAGAGCACCGGAGGAAAGUCAAGGACUCCAGGCGGAGGCAGGCGGCUCUUUUGUUUCUUACCAAUAUCUCGCUGGACGGGCGGCCUCGUUCCAAUAUUAACGAUGGAAGUAACAGCCAGAAAGCUGCCGAGGAGCCGCGACUUAGCGGCGGAGACGGCGGCGCGGCCGUCGUGCCCGCGCCUCCGGCGAGUCAAGCCCCGCUCGCCCCGGUGACAGAGCCCGCCGCAGCCGGUGGCGGCUCGUCCUCCAGUGCCGCGGGGCUGGUGAGCCCUGCUCGGCCUCCCUCGGUAACGUCUCCGGGACCCGCCGCCGGUGCCGUGGGGGCCAACGAGGUGUUUCUGGAGAGUGGAAGUGCGGCCGAGGCGCUGACGCCGGACACCCCUCUGUCGCCGGUGCCCACCGGCCACCAGCACUGCUCCCGUGUCCGGUCCACGCCGGCAGCCCUGAGCUCGGCCGGGACCGGAACCGGUACCGGCACCUCUAUAGACACACGACAAAGGCUGAGGAACGUCUCCGGUUCUCCUGGACCCAAGGUGCCCAAGAAAGUCCACUUCAUCAAGAGUAUGAGGCAAUAUGACACCAGAGGAUGCAGGAUCAUGCUGAUUUGUGCCAAGCGGUCGUUAUGUGCUGCUUUCUCAGUGCUGCCCUAUGGACAGAGUGCUCACACCAGUGAUCCGAAGCUGGAGGCUCAGAGACAAAGGCUUUCCUCUGUGGUGGCUGUUGAUCUACUUCCUGCGCUGGAAGGUGUGGAGUUAGGCGCUUAUGGCAAGACGGUGUCAUACGCUCGCUUCCUUUAUCCAACCAAUGCUUUGAUGAGGCCGAAGAGCAGCAGCGGAGUGCCAGAGAACUGCACGGCUCAGGCCUCGCAGGCGGGUCUCCGUGGCAACAGUCAGAGGACCUUCACCCCUGCUCGUCUGAAUAACACUGUAGCACAGGACCCAUAUGUCGAGGAGGUGGCAGAGUAUGACCCCAACCUGCUCAGCGACCCACAGUGGCCGUGUGGUCGCCACAAGAGAGUUCUGAUAUUUGCCUCAUAUGUGACGACUGUUAUCGAAUAUGUGAAACCUUCUGACUUAAAGAAGGACAUGAAUGAGACUUUCAGAGAGAAGUUUCCUCACAUUAAGCUGACACUGAGCAAGAUAAGAAGUCUGAAGAGAGAAAUGCGUGCUGUGAGCGAGGAGUGUGGUCUUCAGCCGGUGACUACAUCUAUGGCUUUUGUUUACUUUGAGAAGCUGGUGCUGCAGGGCCGCCUCAACAAGCAGAACAGGAAGCUAGUGGCUGCAGCUUGUGUACUGCUGGCUGCAAAGAUCAGCAGUGAUCUGCGGAAGCCAGAAGUCAAGCAGCUCAUUGACAAGCUGGAGGAGCGUUUCCGUAUCAACAGACGGGACUUAAUUCCUCUGGAGUUCUCGGUGCUGGUUGCCUUGGAGAUGGGACUUUAUCUCCCUGAGAGUAUGGUCAUGCCACACUACCGCAGACUGGUGCAGCAGGGUUAAAUAGGACGUGAUGUCUGACACUGCUGGUUUCAGUAAUAACACCAGCAAGCGUGUGUGUGUGUGUGUGUGUGUGUGCGCGCGCGUGUGCAGUAAAGUAAUGUGGACUGACCAUGUGUAUGUAUUGACCAGUUUAUAAGCUGUGCUGUUCGAAUCUAACAAGUCUGUUGUAUUUAUUUCCUGUCAGUGUCACUCACUCUGUGUAAACAAGAUGUAGUUUACCCAGACGUUUUGGCCUCGGUGGCGCAUGUGUGUAUCUGACUGUCUUUUUGUAAGUGUGAUGUCAUGAGCUCUAUGUUAGAGAUGUUCAAUGAGCACGUUAAGUGUGCUUUUGCAUCCUCCUGUUUGGUACAGAUUCGUCACCUGUGAUUAAUAAUAUGACUCUUAUGUGGUGAUAUGGCAAACUUGCACCUUUGUCAUUACUAUACAGCCUGUAUAGUAAUGUUGAUUUUCUAAAAAUCUUUUAAUCCACUGUGACAUUGAAACCUUUUAGUCAUUUGACUUAAACAUGAAACUGCAGACUGUGCGUGAACAUGAUUUUUAGAGCAGUAAGUGGCCUUUAAUUUAUUUGUACUGUAUCAGCCGCAUGUGUGUAGUUAAAGUAGCUGGUUAUUGAAUAGAAAGAUGAUGACAAUAAUCAUAUGGCAGGUCUGUGGUAUUGGUUUAGAAAGUGUGCUAAUAUACUGUCAUACUACUGUGGUGUCACAUAAAAGGAAACGUUUGUUUCCGGGGAUAUCCUUUUUGGUAAAUGCACUGGUAUUUAUUUUAUAACGUUUGUAUUUUAAUUUCUCAGGAAUUCUUACGUUGUCAUAUCUUUGAAUGGCUCAUUAAGUCUAACCCAAAGAGAAACUUAGAGCAGAUGAAACCGUAGCGGUCGCUGUGAAAACGCGCUUCUUUUUUGUACAAAUGUCACGUUAUGGAUCCGACUGCAGUACUCGUCACAGUUUUGUGCCAUUAAGUGUCAAAGAAUGGAAAAAGUGCCUGAAGCUACAGUGGCAGUGAAAUGGUUAACAGUCUUAUCUUAAGUGAUAUUUAACGUUGACAUUUCGUCUUGCAGUUGUAGACGUUUAAAUGUUGAGCAUCUUGUCCUGGACGGAUAAAAUGGUUCAGUUUUCUCUAGGUGUUUGAGUGUAACUGCAGAAAUCUGUAUGUGUGGUUGGUGUCACAUUGGUAAAUAUUCGUUGUUUACAUACUGUGAAAUGAAUGUUUUUGAAAUAUAUUUUCAGCACUGAAA